Cryptomeria japonica (Japanese cedar) is the source of this 1728-nucleotide messenger RNA. RefSeq lists its product as uncharacterized. The transcript has 7 exons. The record is from RefSeq and is a predicted model, not a curated record. Bases 1 to 1728 code for a protein of 575 amino acids. NCBI's taxonomy places the organism in Eukaryota, Viridiplantae, Streptophyta, Pinopsida, Cupressales, Cupressaceae.
AUGGGUGAAGGAAUGAGUUACAGAGAAAUGGCUAAGGAACUUGCUGAAACCGAGGAAGAGCUAGAAACUUUAAGAGUGGAUGAAGAAGUGGAGAAGCUGAAUGGUGAGAAGACUAACCUGAGAAGAGAGUUGGAAGCACUUACUAUUUGGAUGAGUGAGGAACUUGAAGCUAGAAGAAAGGCUGAAGAUCAAAUCCAAGAUAAAGAGCAUGAAAUCUUUAAGAUCAAACCUCAUAAGAUAACAAAGGAAGCAAUCCAUGCAGUAACUGGAUUCUAUUCAACUGGUGAAGUGCCAUUACUGAGUAUACUGAAAGCAACAAUAAACACUGCAUACCAAAUGGUAAAGGAGAAUGUGGACUGUGAUCUUGAAGGGGCAUUAAGGAGCCAAUUAAUGGCAAAUCUAGAAGCUGUGAAGAAGGACAAGAAAGAACGCAUACCAACAAAAGUAGUCAAACGAUAUGAGAAUUCCAUUUAUUUUAUGGUAGACAUGGAUACAUGCAUGAUAGAGGUUGUGAUUCCCAGGACCACAUGGAUACUGCCCAUAGGAUAUGAAGUAGACAAAGAUCUACUCAUUGCUUAUGCUGAUCAUUUUCUAGAUCAAUUGGUCGAUACCUCCACUGAAAGGUUUGGAAAAUUUAAGGAGAAACUACUUCAAGUACACUUUGAAUUGCAGCGAAUAGUAAUAGAAAAGAAAAUGAGGAAAGAGGUGGAGGCCUAUGCUAAACAUGUCGAAUUCACUAAGGAACAGAUAGCAGCAGCAAGAGCCAAACAUGAGGCCGAACAAAGUGGGACUUCUAGUGGACCAAUCGGUACCUCCACUGGUAAACUUGUUGAACCUCUUGUUGUGCCUGCCCAAACUGAUAUAAGAAAGAAGGAAAAGGCUCAUAAACCGGUGACAGAUGUAGAGGAGAUAGAAUCAAAAGAAGAUAAGAGAGCACUAAGGGCAAGUGAUAAGAAGCAGAAGACUACUGGUAAAGGUAAAGCAUCUAAAAAACUAUUUACCUUAGAAGAUUAUUUUAGUAGAAUGCUUCGAAUAAUUAAGGAAUAUGGGAUAUACAAAGGUUUGAAUACAUUGUUUGUUCAUUUAUCUGAAAGUCAACAAAGGGAGAUUGAAGAUGCAGUUGUCUUUAGUAUGAAUAAAUAUAGUACAUCCCUCAUUGAGUUGCAAGGGGAGAUUCCAGAUUCUUUAUAUAAUUUGAUUGAUGCAAGGUGGCAAGCGACAAUCAGCCUAAAUAAGGAAUUUAUUAAUUAUACACUUGAACACUUGCAACUGAAAGCAACUGAAGAGGAAAUUGAACAGAUAAAGGUUAAUACAAAAGCAUUGUUUAGAUCAAUGAAAAGAUUAACAAGAAUUAUUAUUAGAGAGACCGAAUCAGUUCAAAAGGAGACUGAUAUUUUAAUGAAAAAUGCUUUAAGUCUCAUCCCUGAUGAAGAAGAGGACAAAGAUGAAGAAAUUGAGGAUGAUACCCCUGUAAAGCCAAAGUAUAAAGAACUUCCUGAAGGAGUAAUGAUCAUAGAUUUUGAACCAGACAACAAGUAUAUGCAAGAUGAUCAUAUUGAUACUGAACAGAAAGAUAAAAUUGAUAAGGAAGAGGAAGCACUGGUGAAAGAACAAAUUGUUCAAAAUCCACCAUCGGUCAAGGACAUCACUAAUGAAGAGAAGAUAGAAAAAGAUAAGGAGGAAGAGAAGAAAACAGAGAAGGUGGAAGAAGAAAGGGGGACUGAAUAA